AUGCGAGAGCUCCGCAAUUGUAUCUACAACUAUGCGCAAGACCCACGCGAUGUUCGUCUGAUCCACAAGCCCGCCCAGCAACACGAGCAGACAAAUACGACUGAACGACAGUUUUUCGGUCUCACACAAGCCUGCCGCCAGCUCCGAGCAGAGUACAUGCCUAUUCACAGGGCGCAGACCAAGGCUUACAUCCAGUGUCAGGACUCGGUUUCUUAUAUCAAGACCUUCAUUCUUCCUACCGGUGCAGACCCCAAGCAAGCUCGCGGAAACGUCAUCGUCCAAUUGCCAGACCAAUGGUAUGAAUCUCGGGGCGCAUCACCCCCUCAAAGGGACAUCAUACAUGCCAUAAAUCUCUGCAGAAGCGCUCCACAGGUUAACAUAGCCUUCGCGCUACGCGAUGUCCCGCUAUCGCAGAGCCGUUUUGCAAGCCGCCGUAUGCAGGAUAUUCUGCGCGACCUCGAACAGCCGGAAGCUACGCCUGAGCUGCACGAUUUCAUCCAACACUCCGUCGAGCAUGUAGAGUGUUGGAUAGAGAUGCGGCUCGAUGAUUUGAAUUAUCACUUGAAUGAUUACGUCCAUGUAGUAUUCAACGUCGAUGAGGAGUGGAAAGAUUGCUUGUCGGAUGGGUGA
Alternaria hordeiaustralica is the source of this 630-nucleotide messenger RNA. RefSeq lists its product as uncharacterized. Bases 1 to 630 code for a protein of 209 amino acids. NCBI's taxonomy places the organism in Eukaryota, Fungi, Ascomycota, Dothideomycetes, Pleosporales, Pleosporaceae. The record is from RefSeq and is a predicted model, not a curated record. The transcript is spliced from 2 exons.